Fragaria vesca subsp. vesca is the source of this 2029-nucleotide messenger RNA. Its product is annotated as putative disease resistance protein RGA3-like. NCBI's taxonomy places the organism in Eukaryota, Viridiplantae, Streptophyta, Magnoliopsida, Rosales, Rosaceae. Bases 115 to 1770 code for a protein of 551 amino acids. Gene Ontology annotation, biological process: defense response to other organism. The transcript has 2 exons. Gene Ontology annotation, molecular function: protein binding; ADP binding. The record is from RefSeq and is a predicted model, not a curated record.
ACACUAGAAAAAUGGUUGGGUUUAAAAAGUCUGUUAUGUGUGGGAGCUAAUGGAAGUAGAAUCCUCGUAACAACACGAAAUAGAUCAGUUGCUUUACUCGUGAAUCCUUCAUACAUGCAUUCUUUGAAAGGUCUUCCCCACAAAGACUGCAUGUCCUUGUUCAUCAAAAGGGCAUUGAAGAAAGGAGAGGAACAACGCUAUCCACAUUUGAUAGAAAUUGGAGAGGAUAUUGUGAACAAGUGUGGAGGAGUUCCUUUAGCUGUAGCAACUCUAGGGAGCAUGCUCUAUUUGAACAGAGAGCCAGACCGAUGGUUGAGUGUGAGAGAUGAUGACAUGUGGAGUAUAGGAAAUGACCAUAUUCUACCUGCACUCAAAUUGAGCUAUGAUGCAUUGCCACAACACUUGAAACCAUGUUUUGCAUUUUGUUCACUUUUCCCAAAGGAUUUUGAAUACUAUAGUGAGUCACUAGUUGACCUGUGGGUAGCACAAGGCUACCUCAAAACAUGUAAAAAAAAUGAAGAUCUUGGUAAAAUGGGUAUGGACUAUAUAAGACAGUUCUGCUCUAGAUCAUUGUUUCAAGUUGAAAACGAUUUCAAAACCAUUAUGAUGUUUAAAAUGCAUGAUCUAGUUCAUGAUAUAGCAAUUUCGGUGGCACAAACAGAGUACUCCACAGUCAAUUUUCGUCCCUCUAGUGCUUUUGAAAUGGUUCGACAUGUGUCAAUAUCCGACAAAGACAUGCUUGGACAAGAAGCACAAGUGCCUGAUUUCAUAUUCAAGUCAACCAAAUUGCGUUCCUUUCUAAUUCCAUCUAGAGCUGGCAAGAUGAUGAAUCAACGUUUUGUAAAGACAUGCAUCUCGAGAUUCAAAUAUAUGCGGGUGCUAGAUCUCAGUGGGUCGCCCCUUGAGAAGCUACCAAGUUCCAUUGGUAGUUUGUUUCAUCUGAGAUUUCUCGACUUGUCUUCCAAUGAUAAGAUAAAAAGGCUUCCGAAUUCCAUCUGUAAUUUACUGAAUUUGGAGUCCUUGAUCCUUCGUCAAUGUACCGCACUUGAGGAGAUACCCAAAGACAUAGGGAACCUGAUCAACCUCCGAAGCUUGGCGAUAACUGCACAGCAGAAGUAUUUACCAAAAGGAAUUAGUCGCCUCACUUCACUCCAACUUUUACAUUUUUUUGGAUGUGUCAAUCUGAUGACUUUGGGGGAAGAGAUCCAAUUCCUCACUAACCUUCGUAGAUUGGGGAUUUCCAACUGUGAAAAUUUGGAAUCCUUGCCACCAAAUAUGAAACUCUUGACCGCUCUGCAUAGUCUACAUAUAGAUGAGUGUAAAAAGCUUGAUUUGAUGAAAACCAGAGAAGGCCCUCAAGGUCUUAGAUCAUUUAUCAUCUGCGUUUCAGAUUUAGAGGUUUUGCCUCCCUGGCUUGAAGAUUCUGCAAAAGUUUUGCAGAGCAUAACAGUCGCGGGGUGUGAUAAUCUGACUGAACUUCCGGAACUGCAAAAAUUUACAUUCCUCGAGCAACUAUUGAUUGGAAGUUGUUCCAAUUUGUUAGCUUUACCGCAAGGGUUACAUUGCCUCACUGAGUUGAGAGAAUUGGAAAUUAAUGAUUGUCCCAAACUGAGCAAGAGCUGCAAAAGGCAAUUAAAAGGUGGGGACUGGUCCAAGUUUGCACGGGAGGCAAAGAUUACACUUGACUCUGAUGUGGAUACGGACGAAGAGGAAGACAAAGAUGAAGGUGCUUUCGACGAUCACAAUGCUAUCUCAAGUGAUAAUAAUUAGAUCUCCAGAGUUGCAACAGAACUGCAGCUAGGUGAUUUAGAAUGAAGCAACAGUACACCACGUACUGCACUUGGCUACUUGCAUUCUACUAAUAUGCUUCGGUCACCACGGAGCAAUUGCAGAUGCGGCGGCUCUUUCUCUUUGGGUCUUUGCAUGCCUGGUUUAGGCCUGUAGUCUUUCUUUGUAUGUUUAUGCCUAUUGGCUUUGUUUUUCCUGCCUGGCUAGUUUCUGGGUUUUGUGGUUGUUCAUCUCUCCUGUC